This is a messenger RNA of Hevea brasiliensis (rubber tree), 1896 nucleotides long. RefSeq names its product mechanosensitive ion channel protein 10. Gene Ontology annotation, molecular function: mechanosensitive monoatomic ion channel activity. Gene Ontology annotation, biological process: transmembrane transport; monoatomic anion transport; detection of mechanical stimulus. Lineage: Eukaryota; Viridiplantae; Streptophyta; Magnoliopsida; Malpighiales; Euphorbiaceae. Gene Ontology annotation, cellular component: plasma membrane. The record is from RefSeq and is a predicted model, not a curated record. Bases 59 to 1762 code for a protein of 567 amino acids. The transcript has 5 exons.
UUUUGCAUUGUAAGUACUAAGUGCGAGAAAAAGUAAGCUGCCAUAGAAGCAACCAAAGAUGGCUAAGGGAACAGAUGAUGUCAGAAUCCCGAUGCCAAAUGGGAAGGAUGGUGAGAACAAAAAAGGCUGGAAAUUUUACACCAUCUUCGUUGGGUCUAUUGUAUUUUCGUGCAUUAUUUUUGGGCUUUUAAUCUCUAGCUUAACAGUGGAUAGAUUGCAAAAUUCUAAGAUUUGGGAUUUCGAAUUAUGGAAAUGGUGUGUGUUACUACUGGUUGUUCUGGGCGGUGGAUUGACUGUGUACCUGUUCCUACUUGCUGUGGAGUCGUUGAUCAUUAAGAAUUUCCUUUUCAAGGUCGAAGUGGUUUAUUACUAUCAUGGAAUGAAGAAGAGUGUUUUGGUUUUCAUUUGGCUGGCUUUGGUGUUUUUGGCUUGGGGAUUGCUGUUUUAUCGGGGGGAUAAUAAGCUAAGCGAGGGUACUAAGAAGACUAUAGAUGGUGUUACUAGAGGUAUUGGUGGUUGUCUCAUUGGAGUUGCUAUGUGGUUAGUGAAAACUUUGUUAGUUAAGCUUGUAGCUUCCUUCCAUAUGAAGACUUUGUUUGAGAAAAUUAAAGCAGCAGACCGUAGUCGUAAGAUCUUUGAAUCCAUUUCAACGAAGCAAAAGCCCCAGGACGGCACAAUGAAGUACACAACAACAGAGUUAUUUGAUGCGAUUCGGAAUAAAAAGCUGCCUAAUCUCUGCUAUGAGGAAGAAGAAAUCACAGAUGAGAACAGAGCAGCGAAUGCUGCUAAUGAGAUUUUCAAGAAAUUUGAACGUGGUGACGAUGAAAGAUACAUAGACAUGAAUGAAUUAUUGGAAUACAUACCUGAUGAUGCCGAUGAUUAUAAGCAUUUCAAAGAAGCAGCAGAAGAAAAACAGAUGGGCGAAGGUAAACAGAUCAAGAGAUCAGUUUUCAGGAGUUGGGUGGUUUCACUUUACAACAGCUAUGACUCUGUUAACAGCGCCUUGAAACAAAGGAAAACAGCGGUUGACGAGUUGAAUAAAUUGUUUUCCGUGGUUGUGCUUCUCGUUAUCAUUGUAGUGUGGUUACUUUUCAUGGAAUAUUUAAACAUCAAAGUACUUGUCUUCAUGUCUUCUCAAAUUCUACUUGUAGUUUUCAUGUUUGGCAACGCUGCAAAGACUGUAUUUGAAUCCAUCAUAUUCGUAUUUAUCAUGCACCCCUUUGAUGUAGGCGAUCGGUGUGUUGUUGAUGGCAUACAGAUGAUUGUUGAAGAGAUGGAAAUACUAACGACAAACUUUCUGAAAUAUGAUAAUGAAAAGAUAUACUAUCCUAAUUCAGUUUUAGCUACCAAACCCAUUAGCAACUUAUACAGAAGUCCACCAAUGUCAGAUUCUUUCGAAUUUGCUAUUGAUCUUCAUACUUCAAAGGAGAAAAUUGAGAAUUUACAAGCUAGCAUCAGAGAGUACUUUGAAGCCAAUCCUAGGCGAUGGAGUCCUGCUAGUGACAGCCUACAGUUUAAGGAGAUAGAGGAUAUGAAUAAAAUGAAAGUGGCUCUCUAUUUUAAACACACCAUAAACUUUCACAAUGUUGCAAAGAGGUUCAAACGAAGAUCUGAGCUCGUAUUAGCGAUGAAGGACAUUUUUGAAAAGCUUAUGAUUAAAUAUUAUCUGUUGCCUCAGAGAGUUCAUCUCAUCGAUGGACCUUCUUUGGGAAAAAGUAGCUCUCUCACUCCUGCUGUACAGAGACGUUCCUUCUCUUUCUAAAGUUUGAUGACUCAAAAUACGUCUCAUAUAUUUAAUAGGUAGCUCUACCAUAUAAGAAUAAUCUUUCUUUUUGUGUGUUUGUCAAGAUUUCAUGUAACCUUUCUUUGGAUAUGAAUGUAUUACUUGUAAACUAA